AGAACCACCACUCAAAACCCCCACCUCUCUCUCUCUCUCUCUCCCUCUCCCUCUCUCGCACACUUCACUUUUGGUUCCAUUUCUUCACACCAGCAUGAACAACCACCACAGCAGCAGCCCUCUUCUUAGCAGCUGGGCUUACUACUGCCAAGGAAAGAGCAUGGAAGAGUUGAGGCAGUCCCUUUUGUACACAACCGUGGAGCUUGAGCAAACAAGAGCAACAGUUCAAGAGGAGCUAAGAAAAAGAGAUGAUCAGAUAUCCCAUCUCAAAGAUCUGCUCCAAAAAGCCAUCAGAGAAAGAGAUGAAGCCCAAGGCAAAUGCCACAGACUCCUCCUUGAAAAACUCCUCCUCCAACAAACCCAGCAGCAGCAACACCAGCAAACCCAGCAGAAUCAGCAAACAGCUCCUCUCUCUGGAAUUUCAAGCAUUGAAGACGAACCCAGAAGAGGAAUCGACUCCAACAAUGGCUUCUCCUCCUCAGAUUGUGAAGAAAGCAUUGUUUCUUCCCCAGUUAUUGACCCAAUUCAGCAAACCCAGCAGCUGCCACCAGGACCAUCAUUGCCACACCCAUCAGUGGAGCUGCUGCCUGAGAAGCCGCUGCCUGAAAAGGGAAAGCUUUUGCAGGCUGUGAUGAAAGCCGGUCCGUUGCUUCAAACCCUACUUCUGGCAGGCCCUCUGCCGCAGUGGAGACACCCGCCGCCACCGCUGGAGUCGUUUGAGAUCCCCCCUGUGACCAUUCCUUCACCACCACCUCAACCACCAUUGCACACCCAGCUCCAGCACCAAGACUCCUCCUUGGCCAACGUUAGCUGCGGCAUAGUCAACAGAAAGAGAGUCCUCUGUGAGGGCUCUGCCUCUCCUCCAGAGACCAAGUUCCAAAGGGUUGCCCUCCGCUGACUCUGCAGCUGCUGCUUCAGAUUAUUAGUAUUAAUCUACCCCUUAUUUUUACGGUUCGCUAUUUUUAAAAAUUAAUACAACUAAAAGGUUAGUGAGGAUGAAAACAAAACCAUGAAUUUCCAAAAUUUCAAUUGGGUUUUUGUGACUUAUCCAUCUAGCAUUUGUACAGAGAGAGAGAGAGAGAGAGAGAGAGAGAGAGAGAGAGAGAGAGAGGUUUGUUUCCAGGUUAACUCAGCGAGAGAAGAAGGCAGUAAAAAAUUCAGAGAGCUUUGUUUGUUUAUUGGGGGUUUAGUUUUGCCUAUUUUCUUUAUGGCCCUUCACAUUCUAUUUUGGUCCAUAAUGUGAAAGGGGACUUGGAAUUUUAUCCAAAUUGUUGUGGGAUGGAAAAUGUAACUCUGGAUUCUAGUUCAGUAAGUUAUGUUCAUUUUGUUUGUCUU
This is a messenger RNA of Pyrus x bretschneideri (Chinese white pear), 1335 nucleotides long. RefSeq lists its product as uncharacterized. Bases 95 to 898 code for a protein of 267 amino acids. The transcript is spliced from 2 exons. The record is from RefSeq and is a predicted model, not a curated record. NCBI's taxonomy places the organism in Eukaryota, Viridiplantae, Streptophyta, Magnoliopsida, Rosales, Rosaceae.